This is a messenger RNA of Pisolithus orientalis, 2346 nucleotides long. RefSeq lists its product as uncharacterized. The transcript is spliced from 24 exons. The record is from RefSeq and is a predicted model, not a curated record. The coding region runs from base 1 to 2346 and encodes 781 amino acids. Lineage: Eukaryota; Fungi; Basidiomycota; Agaricomycetes; Boletales; Pisolithaceae.
AUGGUCAGUGACACCAGGACAGAUUACACCCAUCAAGAUGCAGGACCCGAUACUGAGAGCAGGGAUAAUCUACUUAUUGCACACAUGGAUUGCGCUCACCUAGAACCUCUGUGUCACCACCCACCCCCACCCCAACCCCCUCCCCUCCCCGCUGGCAUCAAGGACCUCUUGGCUAAGAUUGUUGUUGCCAGGCUACCCCGAGCUUUCUGCAAGCAAAAGCAAGAUGUUCACAUUCACAUCACCCGCCGUUUGGUGAUUUAUCUGCAAGUAUUGCUUGUAAAGUUGUUUAACUUCAACUCCUAUUUUCUCAAAGCCACUCUACUCUACAAGUAUCUGAAACAUGUGCAGAGGAAGAGGAAGAGUAGGAAAUCAUGUAGGGCGGCGAAUAUCAGCUCCACUGGAGUUGGAGGGUCGAGUGGGCUGGACAGUGACAAUGAAGGACCUUCUGCAGUCAUGGUCGACAACAGUGUUGGUACCGGCCAUGUGGUAAUUGGAGGAUCACCCAGGACAAACGGUGCAUAUGUCCACUAUGUACAAAUCGGCAACGAUGUGGAGUCGCAAGUGUUGGAAAUGGAGGAAUUUUUUAUGCCCUUGUUCACUGUUUUUAUUCUCAAGACUUUCUUCUCACUCAGUUUAUCUGUUGUUUUCUGGUGUUUCCAACAAACAGUUCAAGGUACAGGGUAUCAAAAGGCACGAAACCAGCUGCAAAAAAACAACAAGAAUUACAGAAAGAACAAGCUGAACAUGGGAAGGAGUUUGAAAGAGAAAGAUGCAAGGGCAACUCGAAAAAAGGCUCAACUACUAGAUGAUUAUGCUUCAAUCAGUGCAUUUGUUGCACCAUGGCAGCAUCUAUCUCAAUUGGAUGCUGGUUCUUCCCAUGCUGUUUGUGAACAUGUAGAUGGUGAUAUCUAUGGGGAUGAUGGCAAUUGCUUUGAUCCUUUGGUUGAUAGCAAUCAAUUGAACCAUGAUGACUACAGUGGGAACAGUAAUAAUCCUACAACUGUGGACACAUCCAUGGAAAGCACUUCCAAUAUAUCUACCAAAUUUCCAUCACAAUCAUGCCUGCUAUCUACUGCUUCCCUCCAACUGCCCACUGAAUUUAAAACAGAGUACCAUCCAUGCAGUCAUCAGCCCAUUUUGCACCAGCUGUAUGAAGAAUUUGGAAUCAACAACACUGCUUCACCCACUAUGACUCAAGUCAAUGGAUUAUUGGAACUUUUCCUUCUUGUAACCAAAGGUAUGGAGCAGGUGAUGAUGAAGAAUGAUGCUAAGUUGCAGAAGGCAUGUGAUAAUGCAGGAGCUGAAUUAACACCUUUCACCAAUCAUGUCAUCUCUGCACCAUACAAGGGCAAGGAGAUGGAGUUUGAGGUUCAUACUUGGCCAGUCUGGGACUGGGCUCUUGACCUGCUUGCUAACCCACAAUUAGCCCCACACUUUGUCUGGGAUGCUGAAUGGGUUUACAAACACAAUGGGGAAGAAUAUGAACACUUUUAUGGUGAGCCUUGGACAUGUGAUCACUGGUGGGACAUACAGUCUCAGCUUCCUGCUGAUGUUGAAAAUGCCAUACCAUUCUGUUUUAUAUUCACUGUGAAAGGGUACCCUGUAGUUGUUCAGUGUGCUAAUCUCCCUGUAGACAUCUGGAAUUCUGAGUCUGUUGGAGGAGGUUGUGUUGUUGGCUGGCUUCCAAUUGUCCCAGAAGAUGCAGCUGAGGAAGGUAAACUUGGCUAUACAACUUUGAAACACAUUGUUUGGCAUGAAAGUGCCAUCAAAUUAUUCAAGGCCAUGGUUCACUUCUUGGCAACUGGCUUUCAGCAUAGACUACAAGGAACAAUGUAUGAUGUCUUUGAUUUGAGACUUUUGCUCUUCACAAUGCAGGGCAAGGAGAGGAAGCAUUCCCCCAUUCACAUACAAAGGAGCUUUCACACUGGUGGAAACUGUUUCAUUUCACAGCCAUCCUCAAGUCUGAUCAGCCUUGACAUCCAAACCAAUUGCAUGCUCUCUGCCAUUGAAACUGAGCUUCUUGUUUUCAAUGAAAGGCUACAGGCAUACAAAGAGCAUGAAAUGAACUCUUCCAUCCCAGGUCUCAAGGUAGAUUGGGACUUUCUGAAGGUGCACCUGUGGAAACAUGUGGGAUGUUGCUGGACAGACCAGUAUGACAAGUGGCACAAAGCAAGAAGUGGGGAUGAUAAUGACGAUAAUGAUGAUAGUGUCCUUGAACUGGGCUUUGAGGGACAUUACAAGCCCACCACCAUCCAGGGGAUUGAAGCAGAAUGUGAUUGUGAAGACAAAGCAUACCUGAGACUUCAAAGAAAGUUCACUGACUAUAUCAACAAAUUUCUGCCUUAA